AUGAAGUACAUCCCAUUACUGGAGGCCAAGCUGUAUGAUCCUGUAAUACUGAAGGCUCCUUUUAACAUAUUCUGUGGUAUCCAGACUAAUGAAGGGCCACCUUUCAUUAAUGGUCCAUGUGUUUCCACCAAGGUCCCAAGAGGUCAAUGCUCCGAGGAAUGUCUUCCAGGGUUCAGAAAAUCUGUAAGAGAAGGAUAUCACCCAUGUUGUUAUAAUUGUGCUCCAUGUUCAGAAGGAGACAUAUCAAACCAAUCUGACAGUGAACUCUGCAAGAAGUGUCCUGAAAAUGAAUGGCCUAACAAAGCUAAAACUAUUUGUAGUGACAAGGUCAAUGAGUAUUUAUCAUACGAGGAGGACAUUCUAGUUUUAUUUUUUUCUAUAACUUCAAUCAUAUUUGCUACAACAUCUCUCCUUAUACUUGGACUAUUUGUUUGGUUUCGGAGCACUCCCAUAGUCAGAGCCAAUAACCGGAACCUCAGCUUCAUUCUGCUCCUCUCCCUCAUACUGGGCUUCCUUUCUGUAUUCCUGUUCCUUGGCCGUCCUGUGGAUAUUACCUGUAUGCUGCAACAAGUCACUUUUGGAGUUUCCUUCACCAUCUCAGCAUCUUCUAUCCUCGCCAAAACCAUCACGGUCUUCAUUGCUUUUAAAGCCACCAGACCUGGAAGUUCUUGUAGAAAAUGGGUGGGAGUCAAACUUCCCAAUACAGUCAUGUUAUUCUGCUCAUCCAUUCAGGUUAUGAAUUGCAUUCUCUGGUUGUCCAUCUCUCCACCAUUUCAGGAGUAUGACAUGGACUCCUAUGCUGGGAAGAUCCUCAUUCAGUGUAAUGAAGGGUCAGUUAUCGGCUUCUACUCUAUGUUGGGUUAUUUGGGGUUUCUGGCAGCUGUGAGUUUUCUUCUGGCUUUCAUGGUGAGGACAUUACCGGACAGUUUUAAUGAGGCCAAGUACAUCACCUUCAGCAUGCUGGUGUUCUGCAGUGUCUGGAUCGCCAUGAUCCCGGCCUAUCUGAGCACCAGAGGGAAAUACAUGGUGGCUGUGGAGAUAUUUGCCAUACUGACCUCCAGUGCUGGAAUAUUAUUGUGUAUGUUUUCUCCAAAACUCUACAUUUUACUUUUCAAACCUGAACUGAACACAAGAGGGACAAUGCUGGGGAAGAGAAUGAUGUAAAUGUAACACAUUGAUUCAAUGUAUAAUGCUGUAGAUCAGAUUAAACAAAUUCAGUC
This is a messenger RNA of Rana temporaria (common frog), 1220 nucleotides long. RefSeq names its product vomeronasal type-2 receptor 26-like. Gene Ontology annotation, biological process: G protein-coupled receptor signaling pathway. Lineage: Eukaryota; Metazoa; Chordata; Amphibia; Anura; Ranidae. The record is from RefSeq and is a predicted model, not a curated record. The transcript is spliced from 4 exons. Gene Ontology annotation, cellular component: membrane. The coding region runs from base 1 to 1164 and encodes 387 amino acids. Gene Ontology annotation, molecular function: G protein-coupled receptor activity.